AUGCCUCCUCGGACGGUGAGGAAGACGUCGGGAGCGUCCUCCGGGGCUGUCAAGAGGGCGGGGGCCAGGACGACGAGGGGUAGGCCUGCAGGGGGCCCGACUGAGACGGAGAAGACCGCCCAAGAGGAGGCGGUAGUGAAGACGACCGAGGUGACGCCUCCCGAGCCAGAGCUUGUGCCCGAUGCUAAUGGGUCCGUUGGUACGCCUUUCGAUCUGCCCUUGUUUCAAUCAUGGUAGUUUUUUGUUCAUGUCCUCACUUUUGAAUGUUGGGAUCUUAAUUAUCUCGCGGCGUUGUACGUUUUUCCCUUUCAUGGGAACAAUUAAAUCCGCCAGCCCUUUUAUUGUGAGUUUUUUUAUGUCAUUAUUCGGUAUUCCUCGACGUUUUAUUUCUCAUGUUUCCCCAACUUGGAUUGUAUUUAUUCAUACAUGGUGUAUGCUAUUUUUGCAUAGAUUUCCGAGAUGAUUUUUUUCACGUAGUUGAAACUGAAGGCUGCAUAUUUAUGCAUCCAUGAGUGUUUUCGUUUUUUCUGCAUUUUCUAAUUUUGAUUUAUCACGGCGUGUCUGUGGGCUGUGGAUCAUUUGCGCAUUCUGAUGCGUUUUGUUGUAAAAACCAAGUCAAUUUGGUAUGACUGAUUUGUCGUUGAGAAAGCUGAAUGAAAUUUGGAUCUGGUACUGGCACAGAUUUUCUUGUGCCUUGAUCGACAGUCCUUUAUGUAAGUAUUUAUGGAGCUUGUAAGCAGUCAUUCUACGUCUUACGUCUUGUCCUUAUUAAUUGACAGUCUCAGAAGUCAGACUGCUCCUUUGGAAAACAAGCUUGUUGUGCAUCCCGGAGUUUCCUUCACUUUUCUUCUAUACUUAUGUAUGUAAAAGUUCAAUAAGUUUGGAAACCUUCUGGAACUGCAGAGGAAGAGGAUACGAAAGAGGUUUAUGCCGAAGAAGAUAAAGGCGAGAGGUUAGAUCUGGAUGACACUGAACUUGAAUAUGAUCCUGAAGAGGAACCGAUAAUGGAAUAUGAUGGGAAAGAUCUAGAGAAUGAGGAUGAAUUGGCAGAGGGGGAUGCAGGUGAGGAAGAUGUAGAGGAAGAUGGCCAUGGUGGUGGUAUUCGUGAAACUGAUGAAGCUGACAUGAUUGAAGAAAUAGAAAGUGAUGGCGAAGAUGUUGAAGGAGAAGAAGACGAUGAAGAUGCUGAAGAGGAGCAGAAUGAUGUCGUUGAAGAUGAAGAGCAUCACGAAGUAGUGACUGAUCGUCGCAAGAGGAAGGAGUUUGAAGUCUUUGUGGGUGGCCUAGACAAGGAUGCAUCUGAAGAGGAUUUGAAGAAGGUCUUCAGUGAAGUUGGUCAAGUGGUGGAAGUCCGACUGAUGAAGAAUCCUCUUACAAAGAAGAACAAGGGUUUUGCGUUCCUACGAUUUGCUACAGUUGAACAAGCGAAACGAGCUGUUGCAGAAUUGAAGAACCCAGUGGUAUUUUCUCUGUUCACGUCAAGUAUGAGAAAUCUUAGGUGAAGAUCGCCUGGAUCUCGUGAAGGUUUCAGUUGCUGAUGGAUGAUUUUCAUACUUUGGUUUUCAGGUCAAUGGGAAACAAUGUGGCGUUUCCCCAAGUCAAGACAAUGAUACCCUAUUUCUGGGCAAUAUAUGCAAGACAUGGACUAAGGAAGAUGUAUGUAAAUUGGUAUCCUGAUUUUCCACAACAUUUGUGAUUUUUAGACUUAACUUUAUGCUUACGUUACUUUCAAACAUAAUUUCAGCUGAAGGCGAAGUUGAAGCAUUACGGAGUUGAUAAUGUUGAGGAUUUAACAUUAGUUGAAGAUAGCAAUAACGAGGGAAAUAACCGAGGGUUUGCUUUCUUGGAGUUUGCAUCUCGCAAAGAUGCAAUGGAUGCGUAUAGGUGCUUAAGGAGGAGAGAUGUUGUAUUUGGGGUUGAUAGAAUCGCUAAAGUGUCCUUUGCAGAUUCUUUCAUUGAGCCUGACGAUGAAAUCAUGGCACAGGUUUAUACCUUGUUUCUGAAUGUGCUCUAUGUUCGUGUCUGUUUGGAGGAAGCUUGAUGUUCAAUGCUAGUAUUGUCCCAUUUCAGGUGAAAACUGUAUUUGUAGAUGGUCUGCCUGUUGCAUGGGAUGAGGAACGUCUCAGGGAUUAUCUCAAGAAAUUUGGUCACAUCGAGAAGGUGGAACUUGCCCGUAAUAUGCCAUCAGCUAAGAGGAGGGAUUUUGGUUUUGUCACUUUUGACACUCAUGAUUCUGCAGUCAAGUGUGCGGAAAGCAUCAAUAAUACAGAGCUUGGCGAAGGAGACAAAAAGGUCUUUUUUGGUUUAUUUACCAUGGCAGUAUUAAAUCUAAUUUAUGCAGAUAAAGUGUUGUUGCUGGGAGAACAUUUAUAUUCGUUGGAUAUAACAGGUCUGUGCUCGUUUCAAUUUCGUAUUUAUUUCGAUUUGCGUUUUCAGGUCAAAGUCAGGGCUAGAUUAUCUCGUCCACUUCAGAAGGGAAGAGGGAAGUUUGGCCGGCGAGUAGAAUUUUUGAGAACAGAGAGGACAGUAUCAAGGGGUGGUCGUUUCUCAUGGAGUCGUCCUCUACCUUAUAGAAUGGUCGAUCACAGCUCAAGGCCAGUUGGAGGUCGAGCACCCAUUGGAGUCCGUGGAGUCCAGAGACCGACAGAUUUUAAAAGUAGGCGGCCCAUUAUGGGUACUGCAGAGAGAAUUAGGCAACUACCUCCCCCAGGGCGUUCCUAUGAUCGAAGGCCACCAAGUAAAAUUCGUUUCUCUUCGGUGGGCUUGAGCUUGAUUUUUACUAAGGUUCCUGUUUCUUGUUAUCUAAUAUAAUUUAUUUUGAACAGUUGAUUCAUAUCCGAGGCCUUCCUCAAAAAGGGAAUUUAUUAGACGUGAACUUCCCCCCAGAAGCAGAGCUCCAGUUGAGUAUGCUACUAGAGAUCCAGCAGAAAGGCGUUCCUCCUACAGAGAUGCAUAUGAUUUGCAUGGACCUGCUUAUGCUGAUGAUGCACCUCGAAGUGCUUCACGGACAACAGCUGUUAGAAGAAGCUAUGAUGAUGAAGGAUAUGGGCGAAGGCUUGAAAGGCCUCUCUCAGUGUAUCGCGAAGGCCAUGGCCGUGAUUAUGAUUCCAUAUCCGGUUCCAAGCGUCCUUAUGCGGCAAUUGUAUGAUUUCGUUUGAAUUACUUCAUGCUUUUGAAUCUUCUACAUGUUCAAUUGACCUUUGUUUGGUCAAAAGUAACGGUUUGAUAUGUUCGGUUUUUAUCUUGUAGGAUGAUACUCCUCCACGCUAUGGUGAUGUGAGUUCUCGCCAGUCAAGACCUCGUUUUGAUUAUGGUGUUAGUAGCAGCAGUGAAUAUGAUUCAUAUGGCGAAAGGUUGUUCUCACAGUGGUUGCACACACACACACACACACACACACACAUGUCAUCUGGACGUUUCUUUAAAUACUUUUCUGUGGUUCUUGAAUUGCAGGCUAAGUAGAUCCCAUGCUGGCUAUGGCAGCAAUCGAAGUUCUCUUUCUGGUCAGGAAUCACAUUCUGCGUACAGUAGCAGUCGUUAUGGUAUGAACUACUCUGGGGGUAUGUCAAGGCUCUAAGAUCUUAUCAUCUAAUUUCCCCAAAUAUCUUUUUUGUAAAUUUAAUUGUUGCUGUUUUGGUUUCAGGUUCUGCAAGAAGUGGUGAUGUUGGAGGAAUGCACUCCUCUAGUUACGGUGACAAUUCUUACGUAUCUCGGUCUCAAGUAAUUUUCUCUAUCCUUUAUUUAUAUCAAUGUUGAUAUGAUAUACUAUCCAUUCUCGUGAUGUCAACAACGUGUUUUGGUAUCCAUCCCAGAUCGGAGGGGGCUCUUCUUAUUCAUCCUUGUAUUCUAGCCGUGGGAUGGGUGGCGGUGGAUAUCUCGGUGGCAGCGGAUCAGGAUCCUACUACUGA
Spirodela intermedia is the source of this 3905-nucleotide messenger RNA. The record is from the annotation of a GenBank genome assembly. Lineage: Eukaryota; Viridiplantae; Streptophyta; Magnoliopsida; Alismatales; Araceae.